CACACAUACACACACACACACACACACACACACUCUCUCUCUCUCUCCAAAGACUUUGGCCUUUGGCUUUGGUUUUGGUUUGCUUUGAUUUUCUUUCUCUCCUUUCUCUCUCUACACCAUCAGCCCCAGCAGCUCCACCACCCUUUCAUAAAAAUGGGCUUUCACUCAAAACUCAAUAAAGUUUAACACAAAAACAAACAAACAAACAAACAAACAAAAGGUGGUAGAUGCAUGAGCCACCACCACAUCAACAACACCAACUUCUUUAAAACACUAAUUCUUUCUUUCUCCCUUCUGUCUUCUCUUCCCUCACCACCUUCCUCCUCCCCAUAACCAAAAACACACACACAAAAAAACCCAAACCCCUUUUUACCUGUUUUGGUUUACCAGAUUUUAACCUGCCUUUCUCUCUCUGUUUCUCCUCGGUUUCUACGCUGCCUCAACCACCACCUUUUCUUUCUCUUUCUCAGGUAUAAGUCGCCCGUCUUUGGUAAUAUUAGGAGCACAGACACAGGGAUAAAUGCAAAGGACGAUCAACUAAACCAUUGUUCACUGAUUAAAGGAUUGCCAACAUGGUGAGCUUACGCAGACGCAAACUCCUGGGACUCUGCUCUGGGAAGAGUUCUUUUUUGACUCCACUUCCUAGAUUUUUUGACAAUGGACAUGCCCCUGAAAAUUCAAGUCAGAAUGCAAAAUCGAUUAGCGUGCAUCCCAUGCCCUCAGAUUCCAUUGGCCACAUUCAUGGGAAAAGCAUUGCAAAGGUUGGCUCUGGAUCACCAAAUGUUUCUGGUUCUGGAUCAUCAAAAGAGCACCAUAAUCAACCCUUUCCAGGGCAACCAAUCAAACGCAGGAAGCGACACAGGCGGAAACAUGUUCAAAACCAAGAACCAUGUCUAAUGAGGGGUGUAUACUUCAAAAAUAUGAAAUGGCAGGCUGCAAUUAAAGUUGACAAGAAACAGAUUCACUUAGGGACUGUUGGUUCACAAGAGGAAGCUGCCCGUUUAUAUGACAGAGCUGCUUUCAUGUGUGGAAGGGAACCCAACUUUGAGCUUUCGGAGGAGGAAAAGCAAGAGCUUAGGAAGUUCAAGUGGGAUGAGUUUUUGGCAUAUACUCGCCGUUCAAUUACCAAUAAAAAAUACAAGCGAAGGCUUGGGGCUGGACCACAGAAGAGGUCUGAACCUGCAAUAGAGAACGGUGACUGGGACAGCAAACAAGGAGUCAAUAGCCUGUCAGCUUCAGAAGAGGCGGGGCCAGACUCUUCAGCCUCAUGAAAAUAAUGGUUUGAGGGUGAGGCUGAAUAAUCGGGUUUCAGUAGUUAAUUCUAGUUGCUGGGUCUCCAUUUUUGAGUGUAUAAAGGCCCCUAUUAGGGCAAGUAAUGAUAGAUGUCAUUUAUCUUCUGGUAAGCAGAUAUCUAUAGUGUUUAACCCCAAUAAGUGGUAAAUAUUAGUUGCAUCAACCCCACCAUUGUUGUUAGACAGAUGAAAGGCAUGCUAGGCUAUAGUGCCUUAUUUUGUUUUC
Molecule: messenger RNA, 1518 nt
Organism: Theobroma umbraticum
Lineage: Eukaryota; Viridiplantae; Streptophyta; Magnoliopsida; Malvales; Malvaceae
Product: Integrase-type DNA-binding superfamily protein
Biological process (GO): regulation of DNA-templated transcription
Molecular function (GO): DNA binding; DNA-binding transcription factor activity
Source: RefSeq, a predicted model, not a curated record